AUGAUCCUCGCCACCAUCAUCGCCAACUGCAUCGUGCUGGCGCUGGAGCAGCACCUCCCUGACGGGGACAAGACGCCCAUGUCCGAGCGGCUGUCGAGGAAAAGGGGACAGCGGGCAGCUGACACCUCUCUCCAGGGCCGGGCAGCCCGGGUGGUCCGCUCGGUCCCGGAUGAGACCACGUGGGCCCCUUCCUGGUCUGUUCUGUGCAAUGAGCCACCCCUGCACCUCCGCUUCCUGCCAGGAGCUCCCCAGACCGCUGCGGGACCCCCAUUGCAGCACAGAGCCAAGAGAGAUGACACAGAGCCCUACUUCAUCGGCAUCUUCUGCUUCGAAGCGGGGAUCAAGAUCAUCGCCCUGGGCUUCGUCUUCCACAAGGGCUCCUACCUGCGGAACGGCUGGAACGUCAUGGACUUCGUGGUGGUCCUCACCGGCUGGGUCCUGGUCAUUGCCAGCUGUGGAGACCCAGAAAGUCCACCCACGGGUAUGGUUCUCUCCGCCCUCCUGGACUGGAGGCAGAGCCGGGCCGCCCAAGCCCCAGGGCUCCUGGCUCUGCAAGGCGGGGGUUCUGGUGGAGCCCUGGAGCUGCCUGUGCUGCUGGAAGCUGACCCUGGCCCUCGGGCUCUGGUCCUGUGGCGGCUGGGGACACACCCGCUCCUGAGCCGCGUGGUCAGCCCCUGCGUGGACAGCGGGAUCCUGGCCACGGCUGGCACCGAUUUCGACCUGCGGACUCUGCGGGCUGUGCGGGUGCUAAGGCCCCUGAAGCUGGUGUCUGGGAUUCCAAGUUUGCAGGUGGUGCUCAAGUCCAUCAUGAAGGCCAUGGUUCCGCUGCUGCAGAUCGGGCUGCUCCUCUUCUUCGCCAUCCUCAUGUUCGCCAUCAUUGGCCUCGAGUUCUACAUGGGCAAAUUCCACAAGGCCUGUUUCCCCAAUAGCUCAGAUGCAGAUCCCGUGGGUGACUUCCCCUGCGGCAAAGAGGCCCCAGCCCGGCUGUGUGAAGGCGACACUGAAUGCCGGGAGUACUGGCCAGGACCCAACUUUGGCAUCACCAAUUUUGACAACAUCUUGUUCGCCAUCUUGACGGUGUUCCAGUGCAUCACCAUGGAGGGCUGGACCGACAUCCUCUACAACGGCCUUCUGGAUGGAGUCGAGGGACAGUGGAGCCUGCUGGACAUCUUGCCGUCCCCAGGCUGCCUGGUGAAGGCGACAAACGACGCAGCCGGCAACACCUGGAACUGGCUCUACUUCAUACCCCUCAUCAUCAUCGGCUCCUUCUUCAUGCUCAACCUGGUGCUGGGCGUGCUCUCGGGGCGUCCAGGCCCCGUGAAGGCCACUGAAGCCGCGGCCAGCACAGCCCACGUGGCUGCACCCCGGGUGCUGCGCGGUGAGCAGCCGCCUGACCGCCUGCGGGAGCUGGCACAGCCCCGUCCGUCUCCGUUCCUGGGCCCCAGAGAAGCAGAGCUGGCGGCUGUUCCUGGGGCCCCCCCACCCAGUGGGGACGGCAGCUCAGGGACGCUGAUGGCCACCGUAGAGUUCGCCAAGGAACGAGAGCGGGUGGAGAACCGCCGCGCUUUCCUGAAGCUCCGCCGGCAGCAGCAGAUCGAGCGGGAGCUCAACGGGUACCUGGAGUGGAUCUUCAAGGCUGAGGAAGUCAUGCUGGCAGAGGAGGACAAGAACGCGGAGGAGAAGUCCCCCUUGGAUGCUCAGGCAGCCCCCCCACCUUUGUCUGAAGCAGUGCUGAAGAGAGCGGCCACCAAGAAGAGCAGGAACGACCUGAUCCACGCGGAGGAGGGGGAGGACCGGUUCGCAGACCUCUGUGCCGUCGGAUCCCCUUUCGCCCGUGCCAGCCUCAAGAGCGGGAAGACAGAGAGCUCGUCGUACUUCCGGAGGAAGGAGAAGAUGUUCCGGUUCUUCAUCCGGCGCAUGGUGAAGGCUCAGAGCUUCUACUGGGUGGUGCUGUGCGUGGUGGCCCUGAACACCCUGUGCGUGGCCAUGGUGCACUACAACCAGCCACAGCGGCUCACCACGGCGCUGUACUUUGCAGAGUUUGUCUUCCUGGGUCUCUUCCUCACAGAGAUGUCCCUGAAGAUGUAUGGUCUGGGGCCCAGAAGCUACUUCCGGUCCUCCUUCAACUGCUUUGACUUUGGGGUCAUCGUGGGGAGCAUCUUCGAGGUGGUCUGGGCAGCCAUCAAGCCGGGAGCCUCCUUCGGGAUCAGCGUGCUGCGGGCGCUGCGCCUGCUGAGGAUCUUCAAAGUCACCAAGUACUGGAACUCUCUGAGGAACCUGGUGGUGUCUCUGCUCAACUCCAUGAAGUCCAUCAUCAGCCUCCUCUUCUUGCUCUUCCUGUUCAUCGUGGUCUUCGCUCUGCUGGGGAUGCAGCUGUUUGGGGGACAGUUCAACUUUAAAGACGAGACUCCAACGACCAACUUUGACACGUUCCCUGCCGCCAUCCUCACUGUCUUCCAGAUCCUGACGGGAGAGGACUGGAACGCAGUGAUGUAUCACGGCAUCGAAUCGCAAGGGGGCGUCAGCAAAGGCAUGUUCUCCUCCUUUUACUUCAUCGUCCUGACGCUGUUUGGAAACUGUAUCCUUCUCUGGAGCCAACCAGACACUCUGCUCAAUGUCUUCCUGGCCAUUGCCGUGGACAACCUUGCCAACGCCCAGGAGCUGACCAAGGAUGAAGAGGAGAUGGAAGAAGCAGCCAAUCAAAAGCUUGCUCUGCAAAAGGCCAAAGAAGUGGCCGAAGUCAGCCCUAUGUCUGCUGCGAACAUCUCCAUCGCUGCGAUCCUCCUUCUGGGGAGCGAGGAGGACCAUGCCCUGGGCGGGGCGCAGCUCUGGGUGGGCGGGCGGCGGGUGCAGGUGUGGCAGCUGCUGUUCGCCUGUGUUAUGCGGAGUCCUCCAAGGGCCGAGAGCCGCCUGCUGUCGGUUGCUCCCACUCCCGUUUCCCGUUCUGGUGGGACGGUGGGACGGGCAGCGCCUGCUCCUCCUUGCGCUUGUUUCUACGUCUCUGCGCUGCUGGGCUGCAGCGACAGCAACGCCCUGAAGUGCCCCUCGCUCUGCGCCUGCCGCCACAGCUGUGCCACGUGGGCUGUGGGAGGGGCGCGCUGCGGGGUGUUCUUAGCGGCGCCUUAG
Molecule: messenger RNA, 3126 nt
Organism: Propithecus coquereli (Coquerel's sifaka)
Lineage: Eukaryota; Metazoa; Chordata; Mammalia; Primates; Indriidae
Gene: CACNA1B
Product: calcium channel, voltage-dependent, N type, alpha 1B subunit
Exons: 25
Coding region: 1-3126 (1041 amino acids)
Biological process (GO): calcium ion import across plasma membrane; chemical synaptic transmission
Cellular component (GO): membrane; voltage-gated calcium channel complex; neuronal cell body
Molecular function (GO): high voltage-gated calcium channel activity
Source: RefSeq, a predicted model, not a curated record